UUAUUUCAUUGAAAUAUCCACUCUGUUGAUCUUAUUUAUACUGUCAUUUGGAUAUUUAAACCGAAAGUGGGGUUUAUUUGUAUAUUUUAUAGCUGGUUAGCCAUUUUUAGGUAGCUAGCUAGCUAACUAACUAACUACGGCAGCUAGGCCGGACAAGGCCUUGAAAAAUAUGAUCAGUAGCUGGAUAACUCGCUUGCAAGUAAGCCGGAUAGCGUUUGCAUAGAAGGUUGUGCAAUUCGUUAUUACAUGUUAGCAAACACAUUAUUUCUGGGGAAAUUUAAAACAACCACAGUUGUUGAAGUGUUCUUAAAAUCAGAAUAACCUGAGAGGUGUUUGUAUGCUAACAGCUUCGAUACGCUGUCGGCUUUGACAGUUUGAGCAAAAAAAAAAUGUGGUCGAAGAGCUAGUUAGUUAACGAGCUAGCUAACAAAAGCGCUGCUAGCCAGCUGUAUCCAGGUUCUUUUUUCGAAUGACACUAUGUGAAAAAUAGCUAGCUAACGUUCUAUAAAAUUGUGUGUUACAGUACCGUGGAUGACGAAAAACGCAAACCCCCAGUAAUUGCUGGUAAACCGUCUUGUCGAUUUGUUUCGUGUUUCAUUUCUGUGCUCCAUGGAUUUUGUUUUGCAAUUCUUUAGGUAAACUAGUUAGUAAAUGGAGGUGGCUAUCUAGCUAACUGCUUGUAAUAAAAAUUAUAGCUAACGCUUAGCGCUACGCUAUUUUUUCCACCUAGCUAACGUUACUGCAAGUGGCCCGAGAAAUGACGUUACUUCAGAAAAUGUCUGUUAUCCCGCUUUAUCGAGAGAAACGGUCAAUGAACGUUUACAGGACUGUUGAGCCAGAUGAUGCUCGUAAGGUCCCUUUAAAAACAAGGAAAACAUGGCAAGAUUUUAAUGUACACUCUCCCAAAUUCAGAAUUUUACGGUAGCUGAUAAAUGUCAGUGUUUGUAGAAGAUGUGUCUGGUGGCAAUGCACGGGCUCUGUAUUUUGCAAAGCUGAGAUCAGUUCGUAAGGAAAUUACAUGAACUAGAUCUCUGCCGAAAUGGGAGCCACGUGCUGUUGUACAAUUUACAGAAACGGCAUGCUGUUGCUGUGUCGAAUGACAGCACAAGCACUGUAACUUGCCAUGUGAAGGUGGGCAAAACCUUUUCGAGUCCAUCCCAAAUUUACUGUUCCAUUAGCCCAAAAUACAUUGAAAUGGUUUCUGCACGUUACUUAUAGAAACCUUGGUAUUCGCUCUGCUUAUUCAUACAAGGUAAAACAUGGGCGGGAAAAGGAGCUUUGUGAUCAUGUUUGACUGCCAUUCGUAGUAUCAUUAUGUUAAAUGUCGGGGAAGUGUUUGUUUUCUUUCUACAUAUAGGUAAAGAAGCAGCUACUUCUACAUGCCUGAAGAUCACUGGAAUCAGAUAGAAUUUAUGUGAAAAGAAAAAAAUAGAUACCCAGAAGACGGCUGGUUUUCUCGUUUUUUUCUUUUUCUUGCUCCUGGGAGCCUUUGCUGCUACAGCCCCUUCAAUAAUUCUCUUCCUCUGCCACCCAAUUGUAAGAAGAAAAUUUUUUUAACCUUCACUGCAGUUUUUUCAUCCCCCCCUCCCCAUUUUUUUCCCUUGGCUGUCUUCUGGGAUUACAUCCAUAGAGAAGAGAUCUCCACCCCCUUCACCCCCAUUCAAAAAAAAAAAAAAAAGGACUUCCUUCGGCCACCCCUCUCUAGUAAUUUGCAGGCUGAGGGUGAACGAGGCAGCUGAGCUGUGUUGAGCUGUGAGAGAAGGGACGUAGGACACAGGUGUCUCCGGUCCCCAUUUCCCUCUUAACUCAUGGAAUGAGUGUUCCUUCAGGACCGCCCACCAAGGAGGCACCUCUCAGAAGUGCGUGAAGAGGAGUCGCCUACUCCACCACUGCAGAGAAACUCCCGUGGGCCUUGAAGACAGUUGACCCAGGAAGUGAUCAGCCCAGAAUUGAGACCUUCACCGCUCCAGCCCAGCCAUGUCUAACAACGGAGAUGACUGCUACUUCUACUACUACUCCACCUGCACCAAGGGUGACUGCUGCCCUUUCCGUCACUGUGAGGCGGCCAUGGGCAGCGAGACCGUGUGCAACCUCUGGCAGGAGAACCGCUGUUUUCGCAAGAUCUGCAAGUUUCGCCACAUGGACAUCAAGAAGAAGCGCAGUGAGAUUCCUUGCUACUGGGAGAACCAGCCAGCCGGUUGCCAGAAGCCCCACUGUGCGUUCCACCACGAAAAACCUCGUAUGAUUGACGGGGUGUUUGUCCCUCCUAGCAAAGCUCCUAUCCCGAGGAAGGAGGCGGAGGAGGAGGCGGUCCCGCUGGCUGAUCCUCCCCCACCAGCCCCAGUGCCCGUCGCCAGCCCGGCCAACCCCCAGCUCCGUGGGGUCAUCAAAGCUGAGACCCUGGAGAACGUGCCGAGCCCCACCCACCCUCCGGUGGUCAUCAACCCCGCAGAUGAUGAGGACGAGGAUGAGGAUGAUCAGUUCUCUGAAGAAGGGGAGGAGAGCACAUCGAGGAUGGUCUCACCCAGGAAACUGAUCUCUAGCACCAAUAAAGAUGAUUCUCUAAACUUUGGCAUUAAAACUCUUGAAGAAAUCAGACUGAGGAAAGCUCUCAAAGCAAAUUUAAAGAAAGCAGGUCAAUCCGCCACUGGCGGUCUCUCUCCACCAGCCCAGCCGAACAAUGGGUCGAGUGUGGAAAAAGAGAACAUCAGGUCUUUUGUGCAGCCGUCACUGCUCACCACCAAGGAAGGUGCCCCAGAGCAGGGUGAAGAGACAGUGAGACGGAACAUCACCGAGCGGCUGGGGAGGAGAAAGGCCGCGCUCACUGGAGAACAGCUGUUCGUUAUACAGAAAGAUUUGCCGGUAGAAAGCGAUUUGCCGCCCCUUAAGCGCAGACUCGCCGAGCGCCUUGGAAGAAAGGUGGACUCUCCUGAUAAUGACACAAAUGUUCCCGCUUCAAAAGCUUUAAAGCCAGUGCGGGACCGACUGGGAUUGCCUGCACAAGCUACUGAUGGUGAAACUGAGAGUACCAGAGACUCAAAGCCAGCUGAAGAGAUCCGCAUAAAGACCCUGGAAGAGAUCCGACAAGAGAAGGCUGCCAAGUCUCAGGCUCAGGGACAGGCCAUCACUACCACCACCGCUGCUUCCAAGGCCCCCAGCUCUGUAAAGAAAGCUGGCAAGCCCAUAGCUGGCGUCCACGUGAAGACCUUCUCUGAGAUCCUGCACGCCAAGAAGAAGCUGGAGGAGCAGAAGAAGGUGGCCCCUGAAGAGCCUGCGUCGGAGGGAGUCGGCACCUCCGAGGCACCUGCGGAGGAGACAGGCCCGAGGAAGACGGCCGCGCAGCCCGGCGAAGUCCGAGUGAAGACGCUGGAGGAGAUCCGCAAGGAGAAGGCUGCACGGAUGCCGGCCAAGGGCCAGGAGGCCAAACCAGAGGAGAGCCCCGCAUCCGCUCCCCUGAAAAGGAGGAUACUGCGCAUCAACAAAACCACGGCUGCAGGAGCGGCCAACGCCAGCGACGCAAAAACACCAGAGGCCACAGAGAAGCCGGCGGAGCCUGCAGCUGCAGAGGUGGGCUCUGCGAACGGGAAGGUGGACUCGUCCGGCGGGAGCGUGAAGGUGAAGACCUUCGAGGAGAUCAUGCGGGAGAAGAGGCUCCGCCAGCAGCAGGAGGAGCAGGUGGCGUCCUCUGUCCCGCCAGCGGACCCUGCUUCCCCGCCGGCCCCAAAACAGCAGGCGCCCACCCUCCACAGGCCCGCGGCUACCCUCAGGCAGAAAGCGAGCGCGGCGCCGCAGCCGUCCGAACCCCCUGCCCAGGCCAAGGCCCCGGCGGCAGUGGCACGGCAGCGCAUCACCCUCAAACAGAAAGAGCCCAGCCCUGUGCCCGGGGCUGAACAGAAGGCCGAGCCCUCACCUGCUGCUCCGCAGGCAGAUUCCCCCUCCGCCGGUGUCGGCGACAUGAACUGCACCCAGGAGAAGCAGAAGAGAGCCUCCCCAGCGCCCCCUGCAGCCCCCAGCCUCACUCCAGAGGAGCCACAGGCCGAGAGGGCACAGGACGCUGCUACUAAGAAGUCUCCUGUGCACUUGUCGGAAACCAAAGUGAGGCCCAAACUGAAUGUGAAGCCUUCUGUAAUGAAGGCAGCCAACCAGGUGAAACUAGGCCAGAAGAGGAAAGCCCCAGAGAGUCACCGUUCUGCUGUUGCUGCAGUGAAGCCUCUCAACAGCGCCCCCGCUGCAGAGGAGGAUGAGGUGCAGGAGCCGCUUGGCAAGCGUGCUGAGGUGAAGGCACCAGAGACGUCAUCCCCGUCGGCUUGUGUGGAGAUGGAUGCGCAAGCUUCCCUUCAGGAUCCCACGCUGUCAGUCCCAGAAUCCUUGGUGUCAUCCUUCAGCAGCACCCCCGAGAUAGAGCUCCAUGCUGCUCCCAGCGCAGAGAACAGCCUCGCCACACCUGAACAGGUUGUGUCAUCUGCCAAGGAGCCCCGUGCUACCCCACAGAGCCCUGCGGUGGUCAAGACCCCCACCCAGCCCAAGGCACGGCGCCAAAGCUCAGUGACCCCGCGAGCCGCGGGCCCCGCCGCGUCGGACGACUUGGAUGAACUGAUGAACGAAUUUGCAGACGACCGCCUGGACGGCGAGAUGGAGCUGGAUCCCGCCAAAGGCGAGGACGACCUCCUGCUGGAGCUGUCAGAGAUGAUCGGCAGCUAGGGGCCCCGGCCGGAGGACGGGCAAACACAGCAUCAGCAUCACCACCCCUGGAGAACGCCCUACAUGUCACAUCGAAAAGGAAGAGAACACCUUUCCCAGCAUCCUUGCUCAAACCCGUGACGUUGAUUUGUUGGGAGGGGAGGCUCUGCGUCCCCUCAGAUGUGGCUCUUCUCCUUUCAGAACUGCAGAUGCAGUUCAGUCUGUGUUGUCAUUUCCUCCUCUGGAGGCAUGCCGUACACAGGCAGUCUGCUCUCAUUUCAGGGGGGAAAAAUGUAAAUGCAUUUCUAUUUUAAGGUUUCAGAUAUGAUUCUGUUUUUAAUUUUUACUUUGUUUUUUUUAGAAGGUAGUUAUGUUUGUCAGUUAAAUGUCCCCUUCUUUCUGUAGUUUCUGCAGAUUUAACAUUUAAAUGCGGAGACUUUUGAUGUGUUCCCAGAGGGAAUAUUUAUAAGAUGUAUAUUAAAAUGUUUCUUUUCAUUUGCUUGGCUUAUCAUUCCUCAUUUGAAGCAGGAUGUAAGGGAGCAGCAUCUUUUUGGUUUGAAGAAAAAGGUGUAUGUCCUACCUUUGGGCACUAUGUCUGUGCUCAGUCUUGCCUUCAGCAGAGAUCAAAACCUGCCUUUGCCGGAUGGUGUAAACCUAGGUUUUUCAGUCGCUGCAAAUUUCUUGUUUGCUGAAAGUUAAGACUGAUCUUCUUUGAUAGGGUAAUAAAUGGGGAAAAAUUGGAAUGCUGCAAUUUGUGUACUAUGUAUGCUGUACUGUAUAUGUAUGCCUCAGCUGACUUUGAAGGGGGAUGUGAUUUGUGGCACUUACAACCUGCAGCUGCCCUCUUUUAGUAGGUCUGUAGUAGUCCUAAAGAUCAUGCUUAGAUAUUCUGGUCAUCUGUUACUAUGAACCAUGCCAUUUCUUAAUUUGAGCUGUACCAUUUUGCAUAUAAUGGCGUUUCCAUGUGAACCUCAGUAACACUAAAAAAGACAAUCAGUUUGGGUGAAAGUCUUAAUGUGGCAGCAUUGUUCUCUGAAACUACUGUUUGCUCUGAAAACUGAAUGUGUUAAUGUAAAAAAAAAAAAAAAAAAAAAAAUCUUUCAGAAGACCAAAUCUGUGUUGUAAUCAAUUUCAGUCCUCAAGCUUGAGUCCUUGACUGAUUAAAUUAUGUCCUCUGUUCUGAGGAAGUAUUUUGAAGUCAUUACAGAAUGCUCAAAGUUGUCUCAUUCUUUUUAAUCAACAUCAGUGUGAUAUGUAACGCGUCAUAAAGUUUGAGAUGCAUGCAUUGCAAGAUGUCCUUUUGCGAAUCUGAAUCUUUACGUUUUCUGUAUGCUGUACAUCUUUCUGUUACCGAGUGAAUUUAGGACUUCUCAUGAACUGCUGUUCAGCCUCUCAAGUUCAGUUGUGCAAUGCCACGGGACCAUGCUUUACCUGUCUCUCUUACGAGCAGAGACAUAUUCCACCACGGAAAUAUGGUGUCAUCCAAGCAUAACCUUAACACUUCUUACAAUUUCAAAGAUCUGGAUUAUAAAUGUGAAAAAGCUGCCUCUCAGGGAAGAUGUCUGAUUUUGUCUGCUGUUCAUACUGUUUUAAUAUGCUCCCACGCUACAGUACAGUAGUUGUCCUCUGGCAGCAUAUGGACUCCCCCCCAACUUUCUUUGUAUGUCUCCUGCCACAUGUGAACUGAGUAUGGAAGUAGGAUGGUGUGAUCUGAAUACCUGUGUGUGUUUUCGGAUGAUUUCAUUUUAAAUGCCAGUCGAAUAGUAUAAAAGUGUCCUCUGUAAUAUCCUCUGUAAAUAAUAAUAAUAAAAAACUUGUGAACAUGGA
This is a messenger RNA of Megalops cyprinoides (Indo-Pacific tarpon), 6507 nucleotides long. RefSeq names its product zinc finger CCCH-type containing 11A (gene zc3h11a). The transcript has 17 exons. Bases 1978 to 4701 code for a protein of 907 amino acids. Lineage: Eukaryota; Metazoa; Chordata; Actinopteri; Elopiformes; Megalopidae. The record is from RefSeq and is a predicted model, not a curated record. Gene Ontology annotation, molecular function: metal ion binding.